Molecule: messenger RNA, 1960 nt
Organism: Xyrauchen texanus (razorback sucker)
Lineage: Eukaryota; Metazoa; Chordata; Actinopteri; Cypriniformes; Catostomidae
Product: unique cartilage matrix-associated protein-like
Exons: 5
Coding region: 91-498 (135 amino acids)
Biological process (GO): regulation of osteoblast differentiation; embryonic skeletal system development
Cellular component (GO): extracellular matrix
Source: RefSeq, a predicted model, not a curated record
CACACACAUACACACACUCUCAGGUCUGAGAACUAUCUGCUGUGGUUCUGAUACCUGCAAAAGACACACUCUCUCACACACUCCUUAAAGAUGGCCUGGACUCAUACAGCUCUGCUGACACUGCUGCCCAUUGUUUUCAUUCUGAUUGUGCUGGCAGGAGUUGAAAGUGCAGCGGGGAGUGAUGGAAAAGACAGUGAACGUAAGGUAUCAUCUAAACAAAUUUUCAUGCCAGCAUCAGAUGCCUCAAACUUCUUCAAACGUCGCAGUCGCAGAUCGCCGAAAACUUAUGCAGAGUACUAUGCGGAACAGAGAGUGAAAAUGGGUGCAAAUGAGCGAAGGAGGGAGCACUUAGAGGAACAAAGCAACGAGCAUGAGAACUAUUUAGAGGAGGAGCGUGACGAACAGUAUGAGAGGACCAGAGAGAGGAAUGAACAGUGGAGAGAAUUCCACUAUGAUGGGCUUUACCCACGAUACCCUCACCACCGCCCAUAUGUCUGAACACACCUUGGGCUUCUAUCAGAAAAAUCACCAUAUUAUAAUGUUAGGCUAUUAUUAUUUAUAACUCAGUCUGAGCACUUAUACACAGAAAUUCCUUAAUACAUAUCAUAGAGAUUGGAACACACAGUAAGCACUUUCUGUUCUAAUCCUGUUUAGUCAUUUAUCUUAAAUGUAACGAUCACUUUAUUGGACGUUAUUUUGUCCAGUCAAAACAUUCAUGAUUAGUGAGUAAUUGUAAGCUUUUUCCCCUAUAGCAACUGCUUCCUAUUUCUUUGCAAGUAAUAAUUUAGCUCUCAUCUGACUUUUCUUUUUAAAUAACUUUGUUCAAACUGAAGUCUGUAUUGAUGUGGAUAAAAAGAGUUCACAUUUUCCACCUAAGUGAGAAGAUUUAAUCUAAAAUGCAAUGACCAGAAUGCUAUAAGAGGAAGAAAAAGCCAAUUAAUGUCAAAAAUUAAAAGAACGACCUGCACCUCCAUUGCAACAACUUAACUCAUAUACUGUACAUAUUAAAACAGAUGCAAGAGUUUGUGCUCCUACAGACUUUAAUACUAAUUCUUAGGCAGUAUUUGCUGGCAAUGGAAUGAACAUUCCUGCGUUGAGAGCUUAGACAGAUGGGAAAAUGAGGGAGAAAGAGGCAAGUGGAAAGAUUUAUCUACCUUCAUAAGCCUUGGUGCUGUCAUCCCUCCCACAUUUUCACCUGGCAGUAGAACGGCUUAUUUCUACACCUAAUCCUUAAAGAAAAGCACAAGAGGGUAUUAAAGCUUUAAUAUAUAACAUCAUAACAAGAGCCAAACAAGAUUGAGCAUGUGUGCCAACCUCACCAGUCAAUAAUUGAUUAAAUCAAUAACUGCUUUGCAGAUGAUCGUAUCAAGUCAAUGGAACACAGCACAAUUCACUUGAUUGUUUAAUCCAGGCAUGCCUCAUGGCACAAUUCAUAUAAACGCUCACAACUAAAACAGUACAUAUGAAUAUUUCUGGCUUCAGGUUAAAACAACGCACAUAGACACCAGACACAUAAUACAUGUAAAAGAACAAUCAUAUUUAACAUUCAGUGAUUCAAGGUCUUGUUUCAAUCCAAAGCUGACACCUUUCCAGGACUAAAGUCCCUGUCUUCUACUUAUGGAGACAUUAUGAGAGUCUUCAAAGAUAUGUGUUUGGAUUUCACAAGAUCAGGCUGCACACAAGGGAAACUGCUGCUACUUUAGUUUGUUAAGGAAUUUGGGCUGUUCCUCUCCACGUGGCAACAGUAGUUCACCACAUAUUUUGGGUCACUUUUUUCCUGUGGAAAUUAGAAAUAUGGGUUUAAACAGAGGCAAAGUGUGUCAAUACACAUACAUGCUGAUGUAUUCCAUAACAGAUCAGUUAUAAUGCAUGAAUGCCAAAACCCAAAUCUAUAGUAAAUAAAUAGAAGCUGUACCUUUAACAUGCCAUCGCUCUCUCCCACUUGAAGAGACCACACUGG